Molecule: messenger RNA, 591 nt
Organism: Truncatella angustata
Lineage: Eukaryota; Fungi; Ascomycota; Sordariomycetes; Amphisphaeriales; Sporocadaceae
Product: CGI121 protein
Exons: 2
Coding region: 1-591 (196 amino acids)
Biological process (GO): tRNA threonylcarbamoyladenosine modification; telomere maintenance via recombination
Cellular component (GO): nucleus; cytosol; EKC/KEOPS complex
Source: RefSeq, a predicted model, not a curated record
AUGCUCGAGACAAUACCCCUAGAGCACAUCCCCAGCACGCACAGCGUGCACGUGGCGCUGUUCCGCAACGUCGCCAACGCAUCGCACCUGCAGUCGCAGCUGCUGGGGCGGAAUCCGGACUUCGAGUAUGCGUUCGUGGACGCGUCGACGGUGGCCUCGCGGUUCCACCUGCUGUCCGCCGUCUACAAGGCCGUCGGCAUCGAGAUCUCGGGCAACAUGAAGACGCCCAACGUCCAUUCCGAGAUCGUGUGCUCGUUGAGCUCGAACAAUAAUAUCUCAGAGGCGUAUAGGAGGUUCGGCAUCCAGCCCUCGACCAAGGAUAUCGUGGUCGUAAAGGUGUUGGUCUCCCGGGAUGAGACGCCCAGCGUCAUCACUCCCGAGGACGUAGAGAAACACCUGACGGAGCACGUGCAAGGAGAAAGCGUGCCUUUUAGUGAUGACGAAAUCGCGAAACUGACAGACUGGCCGAAAUUGCGCAAGUACCACAAACUAAACGGGGUCAACUAUGUUGAGGGUAUCAAAGACGAGGAGGUGAAAAGGAAGGAGCUCGGGUUGCUGGUGGUCUCUGCGAUGGCCUUGCGAGGUUUGUAA